Messenger RNA from Mixia osmundae IAM 14324, 1326 nucleotides. RefSeq lists its product as uncharacterized. The record is from RefSeq and is a predicted model, not a curated record. NCBI's taxonomy places the organism in Eukaryota, Fungi, Basidiomycota, Mixiomycetes, Mixiales, Mixiaceae. The transcript has 3 exons. The coding region runs from base 1 to 1326 and encodes 441 amino acids.
AUGCAGCUUCGCUCUGUAGCGCUGGCGCUUGCUUCACUGUCACUUGCAAGGGCUGCGACAUUCAAGAACGCUGCUAAUGCGGCCGCGCUGGUAGCACGAAGCUACAAUUUCCCCGAUGGCAACUAUACAGUCACUGCAGUCGGUACAGGCGACCAGAUUGUCUUUGCUCGAGAUGGCGGCAACAACGAUGUCUUUCCAUCGACCGACAUUCCAGGGACGUCAAUCGGAUUGCAAGCGAAUACCAAUCUGAGCAAUCCCGUACAAUGGACUCGAAUGCAGUUUAUGAACUCGAAUCUUAAGUGCGGAUCAGCGCAAUGGAACUCGACACUCGGGCUGGACAUGUACUUUGUCGCCUAUGGCUGUCAAGUGGGAACGCCCAUGCUCGUCGGAGGACUAGAAAAGACGAAGCAGUGGUAUCUGUUUGUGCCCGUCAAUUCGAGCGUGCCCACCAUCUAUCCCUCGACAACGAGUGCCGAGACGAGCAGCCCGACAAGCAGCGCUUCGAGCAGUGUCGCCAGCAGCAUGUCGAGUAGUAGCACUCCGAGCAGCAGCGCAUCGAGCAGCAGCGCAUCGAGCAGCAGCAUGUCGAGCAGCAGCUUGAGCAGUCUGCCCGGCACCAGCACCUUGGCACCAAGCUCGUCUGGCAACGCGAAGCUGCCGGUGACGAGCUCGACGAAAGCGAGCACGAGCAGCAAAGCCAGCUCGUCGUCAUCUAGCAAAGCCAGCUCCACCUCGUCCUCGAUCAGCAAAACCAGCUCAUCAUCGCUUAGCAAGGCUAGCUCGGCUUCGAGCCCGCUUGGCUCGUCAAUGACGAGCAAAUCGAGCGCCGCAAGCUCAAGCACUGCCAAAGUAAGCUCGUCGACUAGCAAGGCGAGCGCCACAUCCAGCAAGGCGAGCUCGACGGUCAGUCGAGCAAGUGCCUUGACGAGCAAGUCGAGCACAGCCACCAGCAAAUCGAGUAUAGCGAUGAGUAGCGCCAGCACGAGCGUGAAUGUGACGUCAAAAGCCUCGGGCGUAUUCUCCAGCAACCCCACACAGCCGAGCGGCAACCCCAAGAUGGCGCUGAGAGAUCCCAAUCCGACGCUAGACAGAAUCAUUGGCCGCGAUUCGAGCUCGUCACAGCAUGUCUUGAGCCUCGGCAAACGCGACAGUGCCCGACAGGCCUACUACAUUAUCGUAGUGGACCACUUGCCCGACAUGGCUACAAAGGCGCUGUCGGACUGCACAGCAAUCGCUGCAACGAUGCAGAUUUCAGUCUGUAUCGUGCCGUUUGUGGAAGGCGCGUACGUUCAGCAGUGGUACAUCGAUCCUUUCGGCACAGUAUGA